CCGAAAUUUAGGACUUGGGUCAGGAAACCCAGUGAUGGCUUCCGACGAGUCUGGGGAUGACGAUAAUGAUCAAUCCACCUCCUCCCCAAGUCUCCAUUGCUGCAGGCUCCGACCUCGCUAGCAGACGCCAGAAGCGGCAUAACAAGGUGUCGCCUUGGAUUGCCUAUCGGGUGUCGAGAUAUCGGGCGCUAAAAGGACUAUACAACGACGAUUACCGUAUUUGGUUGAACAAGGAAGUGAAGGCAGCGGCAGAUCCUUAUUGCCUAGACGAAGAUGUACAUCUACAGGGCUCACAGAUUGGUGCGUCACGCUGGUCUGGUGAAGAAAAAGAAGUCUUUUACCGCGCACUCUCAAGAUGUGGACAAGACGAUAUCCCAGCAAUCUCCAAGGCUAUCAAAUCCAAAUCAGAGAUGGAAGUUCGAGAUUACUUUUUGCUGCUCCAGGAGAACUUCAUUCAACGUCAACUUAAUGCGCCGCAGCUUACGCACGCCGUUGCAUUACGAGACAUACCAGCCGCUGUCGAACUGGGCGAAGAGUGCCGCAAGCCCCUGGACCUUGCCGGAGAAGCAGUAGCCUGGUACCAGGAGAAUUAUGAGGCGAAAGAAGAACGCAAAAAGCAUGGAGACUAUUGGUUACUCGAUUCAGAUUUGGCGUCGAAAAUUGAAGACGCUAUAUCUGAGGAGCCCGAGGGUGACACAGAUGCAUUCGUCACAAACGAAGGAAGACGGCAGCAUUCGGAUUUCGCUGAAGAGGCAAUCAAGGCUAAACCCGAGUCGUCCAUCUCAUCGCUUCUCUCUUCGAUCCCAGCAGCUCGUCUUCUGAAGCCAAAGAAGUGGCUAGCACUUCAAAAAAACGUAUUUAUGAACUCAAGGCGUAAGUGGGAAACGGAUAACUGGCGUGAUCUCGCUGGCGUUGACGAGGAGCCAUCCAUGUACUAUACUGCGUUCCAUGAUUUUCACCGUUUGACUGUCAGCAUCACGCGUAGACUUGUCCAUGCCACGAUGUUUGAGUCCUCAUCGAGACUUAGGGCGCAAGAUCAAAGAAAUACACGUUCGAUUCCAAAGGUCACGGCAAGAGAUGUUGAGACUGCACUUGAAAUACUUGGGAUGGCACGACAUUCAAGAGAAUACUGGGUCAAGGUGCCACGUCGGUGUGGCCUCUAUGUCUUCAACAAGUCUACCAGAUUUCGGAGACCUCGUAUGAAGUACGAUGACGUCGAAAAAGAGUUGGGUAUACCAUGGGCAGUUUCAAAACCCAUGGGUCAGCUUCUUAAAAUUACACCUAGGAACGUACCUUUUGGUGCCCGCACUGCUUACCAAGAGGAAACUAACGAAGAAGCCCCCGAAAAUCUCCAAAAUCAAGAAACUCAAGAAACACACGGAUCCGAGGAAGAUUAUGAAGAUCAAGGAGAUCAUGAACCGGACAUAAGCUCCUCGGAGUCUCAUGAUUUUGUCCCUGAUGACAUUGACGCCAUCCCCGGACGGGCCCGUCGGCGACAACGUAAACGCCAAACGGUUGAACAAAGUCAGAUUCAUGAAGCUGAGCGGGUAGAUCGUCAAGCAGCUGAGCUAGAAGAGCAGCGUAUUCGGGAGAUGCUUGGCCUAAAUGACGCGUCAAACAUUAAAUCCGAGGAGGACGAAGUACCACUUGCUCUAAUCGAGCGCAAAGAGCUCAGUGAACUCGUAGACUGGAGAAGCUGGACCCACUAUCACGCGGAGUGGGAAGGAGCCAACGACUGGAGGGAAGAUAAUGAUCCGUCAGGGUUCGAAGAGAGACCGUCCAAGCGUCUUCGCCGGGCAUCGUUUAACGAUAUCGUAUCUGAGGAUAGCGAUGAUUUCGCGGGCAUCUCGUAUGCCCGCCCCGAGAUGAAAGUAGAAGAAGAUGCGGCGUUGGAUGGCAAACCAGACCUGGAGAUGCAUGACCAUGAGAGCAACGCAGAGCCUUCGGACAUGGAACAGCAAGGUAACCUCUCGAAAAUGUCGGAAGAUGGCACGGAAGGGACUUCAUCACACGAUAGUGCCACACUAGCUCCACAGCCUCCGCGACCUCCACGCAAGGUCCCUCUCCCAAAAGGUAUCGAUGACGGUACUAAAGAGGGCCCAAUCGAUGUCGAUUCGGAUAUCGACGCUGUGAAGGAAGAUAACUCCGACGAAAUCUUAUCAAGCGACUCCGAAGAAGAUAUGAGCAGUGAACACUAAUACAGAAUCUUGAUUUGCAUUGUAUCGUUCAAUA
Mytilinidion resinicola is the source of this 2232-nucleotide messenger RNA. RefSeq lists its product as uncharacterized. Lineage: Eukaryota; Fungi; Ascomycota; Dothideomycetes; Mytilinidiales; Mytilinidiaceae. Bases 57 to 2198 code for a protein of 713 amino acids. The record is from RefSeq and is a predicted model, not a curated record. Gene Ontology annotation, molecular function: RNA polymerase I general transcription initiation factor activity; rDNA binding. Gene Ontology annotation, biological process: transcription initiation at RNA polymerase I promoter; nucleolar large rRNA transcription by RNA polymerase I. Gene Ontology annotation, cellular component: RNA polymerase I upstream activating factor complex. The transcript has 2 exons.